GGUUGUCCUCUGCGUGCAGUGCGCGUGAGUUCUGGCAGGGGACAGACAUGGCGUCCAGGGGCCUGAGGAUGUUGGGGUAUAACCUGAGCACGUUGCUGCGGACACACAGGGCACCGCUCCGGACGUGUCCACAGCUCAUGUGCACGGCGGCUCAGCAGCCGCAUAACCCCGUACAGGAGAGCGAGGAGGAGAAGGGCAAAAAGCAGGUGGAAGAGAGCGCGGAGCAGCUGGCUGCAGGGAAGGCAAAGUUAGAAGAGCAAGUUAAAGAGGUGACGGAUAAAUACAAGCGUGCCUUAGCGGACACUGAGAACAUGCGGCAGAGGAGUCAGAAAAUGGUGGAAGAUGCAAAAUUGUACGGAAUACAAGGAUUCUGCAAGGACUUGCUGGAAGUGGCGGACAUCUUAGAAAAAGCAACUGAGAGCGUCCCCAAGGAGGAAAUCAAGGAUGAAAACCCUCAUCUAAAGAACCUCUACGAAGGGUUAGUGAUGACUGAAGUCCAGAUGCAAAAAGUCUUCAAGAAGCACGGAAUCGUCAAGCUCAAUCCAGUGGGCGCAAAGUUCGAUCCAUACGAGCACGAAGCCUUAUUCCACGCCCCAGUGGAGGGCAAGGAGCCUGGCACAGUAGCCUUAGUCACUAAAGUAGGGUACAAGCUGCAUGAACGCACGCUGAGGCCUGCCCUGGUAGGAGUUGUUAAAGGGACAUAAGUCAGUUUUAAUAUCUAUGUUGUAUAGCAAGUAUUUUAUUAUUUCAUUCCAGAAAUCCUACUGUAUAAUUGGAAUAUUAACACCCCUUUAAAUUAGGCGGAAAGUGGUCAAGAUUAUCAUAUACAUAUACCCAUCCAUACCAGGCAGGUCAUAGAACUAGACUAUGUCAGCUCCUUCUUUUACUGAGACUUUCAUUCCACUUUAGUGCUCGUAUUUCCGGACAGAGGAGGCUAUUGAUGGACUGUAGUUAUUAUAAUGGCUGGUCUGUGCGCUGCGGAGUCCCUCGCCGGGAGCGCCACUCGUUUCUGGGAUAUAUUACCCUGAAUAAAUAUUUUUCACAAUU
Molecule: messenger RNA, 1047 nt
Organism: Bufo gargarizans (Asiatic toad)
Lineage: Eukaryota; Metazoa; Chordata; Amphibia; Anura; Bufonidae
Gene: GRPEL1
Product: GrpE like 1, mitochondrial
Exons: 4
Coding region: 48-704 (218 amino acids)
Biological process (GO): protein folding; protein import into mitochondrial matrix
Cellular component (GO): PAM complex, Tim23 associated import motor
Molecular function (GO): adenyl-nucleotide exchange factor activity; protein-folding chaperone binding; protein homodimerization activity
Source: RefSeq, a predicted model, not a curated record